Doryrhamphus excisus (bluestripe pipefish) is the source of this 1394-nucleotide messenger RNA. It is a transcript of the gene adipor1a, whose product is annotated as adiponectin receptor 1a. Gene Ontology annotation, cellular component: plasma membrane. Gene Ontology annotation, biological process: adiponectin-activated signaling pathway. The record is from RefSeq and is a predicted model, not a curated record. NCBI's taxonomy places the organism in Eukaryota, Metazoa, Chordata, Actinopteri, Syngnathiformes, Syngnathidae. Gene Ontology annotation, molecular function: signaling receptor activity.
GGAUUAAGUUUACGGAAAAGAUUGCAACUUCCGGAACGGAUUGUGUUUUGUUUUUCGAUGAAUAAUUCACCUUCCUGGUUUGAAGACUACCUUGUCAGGAGUAAAUUGAAGUGGACCGUUUCCAGCAGAACACAGGGACUGUGAGCGGGUCAUCAGGCAGUCUCCCUAUGUCAGGCCGAAACGGGUCUGCAAGUGAUGCAGACUGCCCGAUCUCAGAGGACUGCCAGGUCCCGGAUGUGGAACUAAUGGAGCUGGGGCCGCUGCUGGAGGAGGGAGGGGUUCGACAGUCCACCUCCAAAGGCAUCCACCCAGAGGGAGCGGCGAUGCUGGCAGAUGACGAAGACGAGGAGGAUGAGGUGGGAGAGGUCCUGACCUUGCCGCUUCAGGCCCACCACGCCAUGGAGAAGAUGGAAGAGUUUGUACACAAAGUUUGGGAGGGGCGCUGGAGAGUCAUUCCCUUCCAUGUCCUGCCAGAGUGGCUCAAGGACAACGAUUACCUCCUACAUGGACAUCGCCCCCCCAUGCCUUCGUUCCGGGCCUGCUUCGGAAGCAUCUUCAGGAUUCACACCGAAACCGGAAACAUUUGGACUCAUCUGUUAGGGCUGAUUUUAUUCCUGUGUCUGGGCACGUUAACCAUGUUGCGGCCCAACAUGUAUUUCAUGGCCCCGCUCCAAGAAAAAGUGGUGUUUGGGAUGUUCUUCCUGGGUGCUGUGCUGUGCCUCAGUUUCUCCUGGCUUUUUCAUACCGUCUACUGCCACUCUGAGAAAGUGUCCCGCACCUUCUCCAAGCUUGACUACUCAGGCAUCGCCCUCCUCAUCAUGGGCUCCUUUGUGCCCUGGCUGUACUACUCCUUCUACUGUUCUCCUCAGCCUCGACUUAUCUACCUCACCAUUGUUUGUGUACUCGGCAUUGCCGCCAUCAUUGUGGCCCAGUGGGACCGUUUUUCCACACCUCGACACAGACCCACAAGAGCAGGUGUGUUUAUGGGCCUGGGACUCAGCGGCAUUGUUCCUACCAUGCACUUCACCAUCGAAGAGGGCUUCGUUAAGGCCACCACGGUGGGCCAGAUGGGUUGGUUCUACCUGAUGGGGGCCAUGUAUAUCACUGGUGCUGGUCUGUAUGCAGCCAGGAUCCCUGAACGCUAUUUCCCUGGGAAGUGUGACAUAUGGUUCCACUCCCAUCAAAUUUUUCACGUUCUGGUCGUGGCAGCGGCAUUCAUCCAUUUCUACGGUGUUUCUAAUCUCCAGGAGUUCCGCUACGGUCUGGAGGGAGGAUGCACAGAUGACUCUUUGCUCUGAGACGCCUGACUUGUGACUUGUUUGUUUUUUUUUUUUUGUCCUUAUAGCCCCCUGCAAAGCACCACAUGCAUACACACACACACACACACACACACA